AUGUCCAAGGUAAUGCGAAGUGUCAAAAAUGUGACCAAGGGUUACUCUAGCGCCCAGGUCAAGGUCCGAGAAGCUACCAGUAAUGACCCAUGGGGCCCGACUGGCACUCAAAUGAGCGAGAUUGCUCAAAUGACAUACAACACAUCCACCGAGUUCUACGAAAUUAUGGAUAUGAUCGAUAAGCGUCUCAACGACAAGGGAAAGAAUUGGCGUCACGUACUCAAAGCCCUCAAGGUUCUGGAUUAUUGUCUUCACGAGGGCUCAGAACUUGUCGUUACAUGGGCUCGACAGAGUAUUUAUAUCAUCAAGACUCUGCGAGAGUUCCAAUAUGUUGACGAAGAUGGCCGCGAUGUCGGGCAAAACGUCCGAGUUGCUGCCAAGGAGUUAACUUCACUCAUUCUAGAUGAAGAGAGGCUGCGAGCCGAGCGAAGCGACCGAAGAUCCUGGAAGUCGCGCGUCACUGGCCUUGAGGAGUUUGCUCCCCAACAUGCUGAGCCUGUGAACCAUGGAACCCGACGACAGCAGCCGAGACGACAGAUGAACGAAGAGGAAGACGCUGAGUACCGUCUAGCUCUGGAGGCAAGCAAGUACCAGGAGGAGGAAGACAGGAAGAAGCGCGAAAGCCGACAGAACGGACCAGAUGACGAUGACGAUUUGGCGAAAGCAAUCAAGCUUAGCGAGGAAGAGGAAGAACGAAGGCGCAGGGAACUCGAGAACAGCAACGCUGCCUCUCUUUUCGACGACGAUCCUACUCCUCAGCAGCAAACCAGCCAGCCACAGUACACUGGCUUCAACCAAGGAUACCAGCAAGGAAACCCUGUGGACUUCUUUGCCAACCCUAUUGAGCAGAACCAACCCCAGCCUACUGGCUACAUGAACAACGCGUAUACUGGAUUCCAGCAGACCCAACCCACUGGCUUCCAGCCAAACUACAGCACUGGUUUCAAUGGCCAGCAGACAGGCAUGGGCUUCGAUCCCUAUGGUCAGCAACAGCAGCAAAACCAGCAAGGUUUUCAACCUCAGCCCACAGGCUUCAAUCCCUACCUGCAACAGCAGCAGCAGCCCCAGCAGCAGUCGUUCUCAUCACCUGCUUCUCCUGAACCUACUCUCCAGCCUGGUAGCAACAACCCCUGGGCAACCAACAACAACCAGCAGCAAUUGCAACCAACUCCCACUGGUUCCAACAACCCUUUCGCCCAGUUCAGCCGUCCUCAAUCCGCCCGACCAAACCCAAUUUCGUCUCUCGGUGCGCUUCCUGAACAGAAGAGCCUCAACUCCUUUGGCAACCAACCUCAGACUCAACCCCAGCUCCAGCAGCAGAACAGCUUCCCCUUGCAGUCACAAAAUAGUUUCCCUCAGUCGCAACCAUCAUUCGCCGCUCCUCAAAAGGAGAUGAAUGAGCACGAGACACGACUCAACACUCUGCUUGCGAGCGGUGACGGCAUGGACACCUUUGGUAACACAGGCAACCUUCGCAUUCCCGCCCAGCACACAGCCCCUGGCACAUUCGUCAACAGUGCCGGUGCAGGAGUUGCCCGCAUCAACGCUGAGGCUACUGGCAACAAUCCCUUCCUUCGACAGCAGUUCACGGGUAUGCCCACAGUCAACUAUGGUGCUCAGAUGCCUGCUGCGACUGGACCCGCUGGCAUGAAUGGACAGACGAACAAUCCCUUCGCCCAUCAGCAGGCACCACAGCAACAACAGCAGAACCACGACUUGAUCCAGUUCUAA
Fusarium tjaetaba is the source of this 1731-nucleotide messenger RNA. RefSeq names its product clathrin binding ENT2. Gene Ontology annotation, molecular function: phospholipid binding; clathrin binding. The transcript is spliced from 4 exons. The record is from RefSeq and is a predicted model, not a curated record. The coding region runs from base 1 to 1731 and encodes 576 amino acids. Gene Ontology annotation, cellular component: plasma membrane; clathrin vesicle coat; endosome. Gene Ontology annotation, biological process: actin filament organization; endocytosis. NCBI's taxonomy places the organism in Eukaryota, Fungi, Ascomycota, Sordariomycetes, Hypocreales, Nectriaceae.